This is a messenger RNA of Gavialis gangeticus (Gharial), 2714 nucleotides long. It is a transcript of the gene UBE2Q2, whose product is annotated as ubiquitin conjugating enzyme E2 Q2. The record is from RefSeq and is a predicted model, not a curated record. Bases 1 to 1008 code for a protein of 335 amino acids. The transcript is spliced from 13 exons. NCBI's taxonomy places the organism in Eukaryota, Metazoa, Chordata, Crocodylia, Gavialidae.
AUGUCUGAGGAUAAGUGGCAGGGAAAAAGGGAGACACAUCUUAACUAUCUUUUAUUACAGGAAUCUUACCCUUCUUCUUCACCAAUAUGGUUUGUGGAAUCAGAUGACCCAAACCUGACUUCAGUGUUGGAGCGUUUAGAAGAUAUCAAGAAAAGCAAUACUUUGCUGCUUCAACAGCUGAAGCGAUUGAUAUGUGACCUGUGCAGAUUAUACAACCUUCCUCAGCAUCCAGAUGUUGAGAUGUUAGAUCAGCCAUUACCAACAGGACAGAAUGGAACAACAGAAGAAGUAACAUCAGAGGAGGAGGAAGAGGAAGAUAUGGGUGAAGACAUUGAAGACCUAGAUCACUAUGAUAUGAAGGAGGAAGAGCCAGUUGAUGGAAAGAAAUCUGAGGAUGAAGGCAUUGAAAAAGAGAACCUGGCAAUUUUAGAAAAAAUCAGAAAGAAUCAAAGGCAAGACCACCUAAAUGGUGCAGUCUCUGGGUCAGUUCAGGCUUCAGAUCGACUUAUGAAAGAGCUCAGGGAUAUAUACAGAUCACAGAGUUAUAAAACAGGGAUUUAUUCAGUGGAACUUGUAAAUGACAGCCUGUAUGAGUGGCACGUUAAACUUUUAAAGGUUGAUCCAGACAGCCCAUUACAUAGUGAUCUUCAGGUCUUAAAAGAAAAAGAAGGUGUAGAAUACAUUUUGCUCAAUUUCUCUUUUAAGGAUAACUUUCCUUUUGAUCCUCCCUUUGUGCGAGUGGUGUCUCCUGUGCUUACAGGAGGGUAUGUCCUGGGUGGAGGUGCAUUAUGCAUGGAACUUCUUACUAAACAGGGCUGGAGUAGUGCCUAUUCAGUAGAAUCGGUCAUCAUGCAGAUCAAUGCCACUUUAGUCAAAGGAAAAGCCAGAGUACAGUUUGGAGCCAAUAAGAACCAGUAUAACCUAGCAAGAGCACAACAGUCCUAUAAGUCUCUAGUACAAAUACAUGAGAAAAAUGGGUGGUACACUCCUCCAAAAGAAGAUGGUUAAUACUGAGGACUGUUUUACACCUGGACCAACAUCAACAAACAGAGCUCUUUUUUAUUUCUCUCCAACACACACAGACUCAAGCUAUGAGUGCCCCUACAACAGCCGUACUGAAGACUUUAGCUAUUAGAUAAAUUAGUGGAUAAUCUGUCAACUGACACAUUCAGUAUAAGUUACAGCCUUACCAUUCCGCUCUUCUUAGGUAUCUUGGACUGAGCAGUUUUGGCCUUUACUGUACUUGUCCCUCUGGAUUAAGUAUACUUGGGUCAUUCCCUCCUUCUUCCCUUUUUUUUUUUUUUAAUUUAAAAGUGUAAACUCGUUAAAGCAGGCUAUCAAGUUACUAAAGAUCACUCAAUAGGAGUUGCUCACAACACUUUUCUGUGUACUUCUUACCUUUUUGCAGAAUGUGGACUGCAGAGAUUUGCAUUGUAUUAUUUCAUUUAAAGCCAACAAAGUUUAAUACAUUGUUUAAUACUGUUCUAGGAAAUUUCGGGUCUUGUAAAUCACAGUAGUUUUUCUGGUCUAAAAUGACAACAUUUGUAGUAUUGCCAAAUUAAUGAUAUAGGAAAACCACAUGUAUGUUAAGUCAUUAAACUUUUUUUCAUGGCUGUGUUGAGGAUAUGAACUGUUUCUUGGAAGAGAUACUCUUAAUUAGAUUAUGUUGUAUUUUAUAAGCAGAGCAAGGCUGUGCCAAUAAAAUCUUGUAACUAGUCACUUCCACUGGGGCAUCAGAAUUUUGCUGGGCUGUUCCUGCUACUUGUUGGCUCAAUCUCUUAACAACAGCCACAGUAUGAAGCUUGAAGUUUAUUUAAGAUACUAAAAACCUUUUUAGGUGUUCCAUUUUUGUUAUUAACGGGUUGUUGCAAUCAUUUGUAAACUAAUGAACUUAAGUGAUUGGCACAAAUCAAGAUGAAAAUCCUUGAGCAAAAAAUUUAUAGAAAAAGCUAAAUAAAGUACAGAAAGACAUCACCCGAUUCAGAGAUUUUAAAAGUGUUGCCAUAAUCAUGACAGUGGUUUUGAUAUUGAAAGACUAACGGGAACUAUUCUUUCUUAGGAAAUGAAUCUGGGUCUGUGUAAUUACUGUGUUUCAUUGCCUUAUCUAAAUCAAUUCUAUUUUGGUUGUAGCAUUAGGGAUUAGACCUUUACCCCCAGGGGUUGAAAUAAGGGUGUGUACCAUGGAUUAAGCACUUUUUAGAAGCCCAGAAGCAUGUGUGGUUUGUUUUUUUAGUUAUGACUAUCAAAUUUGUGCUCUUCUUCUUUUCUCUAUCAGGCACCCCUGGGUCCUUGUGCAUUUGCUUCUAGAUCCAGUUUUUAGCUUGAAAGAACAGACUGAAGAGAUUUGGCACUACUCCUAAUUUUAUAUAUUAUUUCAAAUAGUUUUAUAGGAAGUAUAGUGAAUGACUUCCCAGCCUUUCUGCUUCCUUGGUUGUAUGUAUAUUUGUAUUAAAUCCUGGUAGCCAAUUGCUCAAAUAGCAACCUUAAGUGAAAGGCAGAACUCCUUAAGCAUUAAAGUUCCUUAAAACCUGAGGCUAAAAUCUUUGAAUACAUUAUUGAAUUCUUUAAUAUUCUAAUGGGCUAGCAGGUUGACAGAUGCACAUUUGGCAUGCUUUGUUUUUGGAUUUCAUUUUUCAUUGCAGAAUUAUUUGGCAAUGUACAGUAAUUUGUAAACUUGCAUCAAGUUUAUGAAUAAAGAACCAUUUUAAGAAUUA